Messenger RNA from Sinocyclocheilus rhinocerous, 995 nucleotides. RefSeq names its product GRB2-associated-binding protein 3-like. The record is from RefSeq and is a predicted model, not a curated record. Bases 72 to 995 code for a protein of 307 amino acids. The transcript is spliced from 11 exons. Lineage: Eukaryota; Metazoa; Chordata; Actinopteri; Cypriniformes; Cyprinidae.
AGGACAGCAGUACAGAGGACACUGUUUUUACUGCGACACACACAAUAGUUAAGAGAUUCAACAUCAACCAAAUGAACAGCAGACGUAAAUCAGAUUUAAAUGCUUCAUGUCACAAUGAAGCAGCUGAGGUGGAGGAAGUGUGCACAGGUUUUCUAAUAAAGUCCCCUCCUCCUAGACAGAUAAAAAAUACGAAAUCAUGGAAGAAACGCUACUUUGUGCUUUCAAAGACAAACGACAGCUGCCAUGAGCUAAAAUACUACAAAACCACUGGGAGUGCCAAACCUAUCAAAUCUAUACAAGCUUCCACCAUCACAAUGCUGCAAGUGCAUCCUCAAACAAAUCCAGUUUUUGAAUGGAUCUGUAAAGCCUUCAAGUGCUCUCCAUCCUCUGUGCUCUUCAUGAAAGCAGAAAAUCCAGGAGACAAGGUCCCAAGAGAAUUUUUCUUCAUUGGCAACAGCAGUAAGGAUGUGGAUAGCUGGUUCAAUGCUUUAUUCGGGGCUAUAAAGAAUAGCAAAAUUGAGGCACAAACUGAACCUCAGAGCACGACAGAAUCCAACUCCAAUGACCAAAGCCCCUCUGACACUGAAGAGAAUGAAGUUGAUAGUAAACCUCCACUGCCUCCAAGGAAGAAGUCAGCAUCUGAAGAUGUUCCCACCCAGCACGGUCAGUGUAGCCAAUCUCCCAGAAGCAGCCCAUCUGCAACACGGGUGUAUGAAAAUCUGAAAGAAGAGGAACCACUGGAUGAGACUGCAGUGGAAAGUAAUGAGGACAUGUCAUCAGGGAAGAGUGUGACUGGUACAUCUGAAGACAGUCUGUUGGAUUGUGUCACAAAAGCCUUCAAUGAUAUGAAGACACCACAAAUAUCCACUGAGUCAGAUGGACAAAGUGAAACGCACACCCUUAUCGAGAAGGAAAUCUGCAUAAGUCAUCAUGAUGCAAACAUCUUGGUUAUUUCAGAGAAGGAGGGAAAACCAUGGUACGAUUCUCACAGAUAA